Striga asiatica is the source of this 504-nucleotide messenger RNA. Lineage: Eukaryota; Viridiplantae; Streptophyta; Magnoliopsida; Lamiales; Orobanchaceae. The record is from the annotation of a GenBank genome assembly.
AUGUUAUCAUCCACUAAAAUUAGUUGCGUUCUGAAGACGGAGAAAUCUUUGAAGAAAUCUGCAGAGGAGGAUAAGGAUGAAGACGAAGCUUCUAAAGAGGCUAAAAUCUCCGACUCUGCUAUCUUCAAGGAAGAAACCAACAAGGCCGACGAGUUAAUUAACCCGGAGAAAAAGGCACUGGACAAAUUCAAGGUUCUGAUACAAGACGCGCUUGGCAAGCGCGAGUUCUCCGCCCCGCCGCCUCCGCCGCUGACCACCGUCCAGGAGGAGGAGAAAAAGAAGAAGCCGAAAGCGGAGGAGAAAAAAGAAGAAGAAGAAAAGCCUAAGGUCGAAGAGAAAAAAGACGACGGCCCAAAAACUGAAUCUUGCAGAGAAGCUCCGCCGCCGGCGGUUGGGCCAGAGAAUAAAGUUGAUAGUCCUAAGAGAAAGCGGAGGCCGCAGAGGAAAUCAAUGAAACUAUCGUCCUUCUUACCAUAUGCCUCGGGGAACCAUUUUUGGAACUGA